Messenger RNA from Megachile rotundata (alfalfa leafcutting bee), 699 nucleotides. RefSeq lists its product as uncharacterized. The record is from RefSeq and is a predicted model, not a curated record. Lineage: Eukaryota; Metazoa; Arthropoda; Insecta; Hymenoptera; Megachilidae.
AUGUCUCGAGCGGUCUCGAGGCACAGCUUGCGCAAAUCUCGGAACGUCUGCAGAAGCUGGAAACGCGCCAGUCGAGAGGACAUUCAGUAUCUAAUAACUGGCAUGGCUUUCGUCGAAACAGAAGUAAGAGCCGCAGCAGAACAAGAGGCGGAUACAGGCGCGGACGUGUCCAUUAUACCUGCGACGAGAGAGAAGCAGGCCAAACCCUCCGAAUCGAUAUUGUUCGCGGCUAAUGGAACGAAGAUCCCAACUUUUGGAGAACAGCAGAUGGACUUAGACCUGGGAUUUGGACGCGGAAUGCGCUGGGCAUUCGUGGUUGCCGAUGUUAGCCGAGCGAUAAUAGGCACGGACAUUUUGUCCUACUUUCAUUUGAUUAUCGACGUACGACGUCAGGUACUGAUUGACGGUCAAAGUCAUGUUGAGGUAUGUGCCCAUUCGGAGUAUUCUGAUUUUCCGACGAUCCGUCGAGUGUCGGCUGACGGGCCAUAUAGAAAGCUGCUAGCCGAGUUUCCAGGGUUGCAGCGCGCGUCAGCGACACCGACAGGAAGCGCUCAUAACGUAGAACAUCAUAUUGAAACAACGGGACCACCGCUAACUGUCAAAGCCCGUCGAUUGGCGCCUGAAAAAUUUAAAGCCGCAAAGGAGCAAUUUACGCAGAUGAUUAAGCAGGGCAUCUGCAGACCAUCAAAGAGUCCUUGG